GUGUGACCUACCGAGACAAGAUGGACUUAGAAGAUCUGUGCGGAGAGCUGGCUGCUCUUCGUGAAGAGAUGGCUGGUUUGAAGGGAGAAGUGGCCACACUGAAGGGAGACAACGCCGUACUGAAGGGAGACAACGCCACACUGAAGGGAGAAGUGACCACACUGAAGGGAGACAACGCCACACUGCGUCAGGAGGUGGUCCAUCUACGUGAAGAGGUGGUCCGCCUGCGGCAGGCUGUCCUCGAGGAGCGCACCACUCGCCAGGUCGUCGUGGAGGAGCUGCGGCAGGAGGUCCGCCGGCGAGCGGCGCCAUCCGACCGUCCCCAGAGUGACGGCGAAGAGGUGGCCUCACUGAAGGCCGACACCUGUGACAAGUGUGACGCCACCACCAGUUGUGACGUCACCCCAACUACGGAGGAGGCGGGGCCGGCGUCUGGUAAGCGUAGGCCGCCUGCGGCUCGCGAGGCCAACAUCUACCACCUGGACACCGAGCUGCUGAAGAUGGUGAUGAGCAAGAUGGACUGUAGGGAUAUGUUCCGCGCCAGACGGGUCUGCCGUCGAUGGCGGUCCGCUGUCGACGAUAUCGUCGGCGACUGUCGGCGGGAGCUAACCGAUCAGAAAACCCGCGGUGGAGAGGUCCCUGCGCCGGCCACGAGCCUGGAGCUCGUGUUGAAGGUGCAGGACCAGCCGAAGAUGACCGAACUGCUGGCGCCGACCGCUGAGACGGACACCGACCUCCGACUGGUCGCGGCCACCUGCCACGCUCUAGAGAAGGCCAACCUACGCGGCUUCAAGCUGCGGGUCUCUGCCCUCCGCCGGCUGGCGCGUGCCAACGCUUCCAGUCUGCGUGAGCUGACGCUGCCGGCCGACAUCAGCGAAUGGCAGCUGGAGGCGCUGCUGGAGCCGCUGAAGGCUCUGGAGCGGCUCGAUGUGAGCCCACCCGUGGACAGCUCCGGCAAGUGGCUGCGCCUGCUGCCCAAGUCGCUGAGGAGACUGGACAUCACUGGGUCGGGGAUGACUCGGGAGCCGGUGAAAUACGGAAGAUGUCCGUCGGGGGGACUGCUGGUCGGUGUACAGCUAGCAACGGACACACUCCUGGACCAGCUGGCUGUCCUGGCGACCCACACAGUCACCGGGCUAUACAUGAGUGUGUCACCGUCCGUGACACCGGAAGCGACGGGACGCCUCCUGGCUGCCCUCACCAGCUUGAAGGACGUCACUCUUCACGGAGCGGGCGUCAUUUCCGUCACUGUGCUACCCGCCCUCGGCAGCUGCUCCCAGCUGGAUACGGUGCACCUUAAUGACACCCGGCACCUCACCGACAUCCCUGUCCUGACCCAGACAGAGGUAGCAGCCGUCAGCAGGAUGGCAGUGACCUGCAGGAAACUGUAUAGACUGUUCAUUGGAUCCUCCACUGAAAACUGCCAGACCGUCCUGACCGCCCUGCACGAUACAGACCUGGGAUGUGACAGUGGCCAGUCCCGUACCAUCAAUCUCUGUGUCCCCAAGUCUGCAUACGACAAGCUUACCAAGCCUCCCAAAGGCAGCAAAAUCUGCUUGCAGUACUAUAACUAGACGACUAGCUUCCCGGUGCCUCGUCCGCUCUGGUGCCGGCGGCAGUGUCGGAACUCGACAACAGAUGGCAGCACUGUGUCCCGUCGGCAGCGCUGUACGGAGCACAUUGCACACCUGGACCUUCAUAUCCAGAGUUGUUCGGAGCCGCCCUGUCCCAUGGGGCCAGGUCCGUGGGUACUUUACCGCCGUGCCAGGCUGGUUUGGGCUGAGUAGCCGCCUGAAGGUUGGUCAUUUGAUUUAGGCACAGAUUGCACGUUUGUUGACACUGCUUUGAUAGACACUAGUCAUAUUCAGUAUCCAAGAUUUAUAACGCUCCGGGCCAGUGUCCAGCCGUCGGUGAACCGUUGUCACCGUGCCGGAGGUACCGCCGUGGUGACGGCACGUGUGACUUUUGACAUGAUGUCACGCUGGCUCACACCGCUGUGCUGUUGUGUUGUAGUUUCAGUUUAGACCAGAGAGUGGUUGUAGCUAGCUGUGAGGGUGUCCGGUCCAGGCGAUAUCGGACCUCGCCCGUCACUGUGUCGGACCGUCGGUGGUCCGGUCGGCUGUGGUUCGUUUGGACCGGAUAUGUCCGGUUCGGUGUCGCUCAUGGGAUAUCACGGGCUGAUGGCGAUUGAAAUACACAGUGGUUCAGACGUUCAA
Molecule: messenger RNA, 2216 nt
Organism: Amphibalanus amphitrite
Lineage: Eukaryota; Metazoa; Arthropoda; Thecostraca; Balanomorpha; Balanidae
Exons: 9
Coding region: 21-1574 (517 amino acids)
Molecular function (GO): protein binding
Source: RefSeq, a predicted model, not a curated record